Branchiostoma floridae (Florida lancelet) is the source of this 2587-nucleotide messenger RNA. Its product is annotated as KAT8 regulatory NSL complex subunit 2-like. The transcript is spliced from 12 exons. The record is from RefSeq and is a predicted model, not a curated record. Gene Ontology annotation, cellular component: NSL complex. NCBI's taxonomy places the organism in Eukaryota, Metazoa, Chordata, Leptocardii, Amphioxiformes, Branchiostomatidae. Bases 945 to 2354 code for a protein of 469 amino acids.
UUAGCAAUCAGCUUUUGGUAUGGAUACCUGUAUGAUCAUUAUAUUAUAUAUAAUAAUAAUCAAAAUAGUAUCUAAAAAAUCUACAAAUCUCAUUUCAGGAAUAUACAAUUGCCAUAUCAAGUGCAUCCUUCUUGUUUAAGAUUAAAAGUUAUUGUUUCAUCUUAACAAAUAAAUUAAAUGUCAGUUUCAUGUGUUUGAUCGUUCUACUAGUAAUAUUGAAUAAUUUUCAACUGUUUCUGUAGACAAGGUGUAAAUUGGUAAAUUCGGUCUUAAGGAAGGAUUAUUUUAUUCAUUUGUGAUUUUUUGUGUGAUAAAAACACGUGUGAAUACGUGAUUACAUCUGAAAAGAAUCGUACUAAUAGUUGACAAUACACAGGCCUGAGUUCACGUGUUCCCAGAAGGCCACCAGAAAGGCUUGCCCUUAUGUAAAUGAGCAGUUGGGAGAAUUUGUCUUACAAUGGUGUGACUCAUGUCACAGGCACGUGAUGAUAUAAAAUCUCAUCAAAAUCGCCACAUCUCGGCAAAUUUUUGUCAUAAUAUCAAUCUUUCAUUACCACUGAUCAUACAGGACUAUUACUAGUAAAGGGGUUUGCUGAAAAUACUGUGAAAAUACAGGUUUACCACACGAGACCGGCGCCGGGCACUCAUGACGCCAUGACUCAGAUGACUGCGCCACAAAGUGGCUCGUUUUAACCCAUGAUAGGAUACACGGGUUGUGAUGCGGUGCAAUGGUUGUGGAAUAAUGGCGACAGAGCUGAAAGGAAGAAAGCCCUUGUUCCAGCUUCGCUUCCAUUUGGAUUUACAGGAAUUGACGACGACUUUUUAAAUUUUUUUCAGGCUGUUGAAAGUUUGAAAACAUAGCUGAACAUAUUGAAAGGCUGGUAGCAGUUGGGAGAAACAAGUUGUUCAUCAUUUCUCCUGUGAAGCUUUGGAAAGCAGACAUAAUGUUGAAACACAGAACAGCAACCUUUACUCGAGUCAAGGCUACACUACAACAGGAACAGUUCUGUAACUACAUCCACCGUAGCUGCCUCCAGCCACGAGCAGAAGGUUCGGAAUAUUGUAUCCGGCACGUGUUGGAGGAUAAGGCAGGGCCGUACCGUCAGUGUAACUACGUGUCAGGGAAGUCUGGCAAACGGUGCUCCAACGCAGCACCCAAAGCAGCCAACAGGGAUGGUUACUGCAGCGAGCAUGCGGCUCGAGCAGCCAUGUGGCGCCAGCGGGCUAACAGAAGGAAGCGACCGGUGGACAAUUCAGGCCCCCUUCUGGAACACCUGCUUCACUACAGCCCGGAGCUGGAGAAAAGUCUGGGGAGGGCCCUGCCACAAGCUAAUGUCAUCUCCUCAUCCAACCAACCAAGCAGGGUCUUAGAUUAUGACUACUCAAGUGAGAGUGACCAGGAGCCUAUCCAGGUGGACCAGGCAUGGAGAGGAGAUGGGGACAGCGAUGCUGAGAGCAUUGACAGUGAACAAGAGGACCCUCUCAAGCAUGCUGGAGUAUACACUGCAGAGGAGGUUGCCCUGAUCACCCGGGAGAAACUGAUCAGGUUGCAGUCCCUGUACAUAGAUCAGUUCAAGAGGUUGCAGCAUCUCUUGAAGGAAAAGAGACGCAAGUACCUCACCGCCAAGAAAAUGGAGCAGGACAUUCUUGGCUCUGUGAUUCCUUCUACUGAUGAAGACUUAGACAGCUCUGACAAGGAGAAACUCCGCACCCUCCGCGCUACCAAGCGAUAUCGUAAGCGUCACGGAGCCGAGGCCCUUCUGCAGAGCAGGUCCAACGAGAGGAGAAUCGCUGCAUCAGAGAGCCACCUUGUCACCAAGCCCACCCCUCCCCCUCGCUGUAACAUCAUUAUAGACGGGGAGAGAUGUAGUCACAAUGUGGUGCCCAUGUCAAGAUUCUGUCUUCAACACAUCCUUCACGACCCUCACCAGGUCCUGUUCCAGCACUGCUCUCAUUCCACAGGAGGGAUCGAGAUCUGUGACAAGCCUGUCGCCAUGGGGAUGGACAGAACCACCUGUGUUCUACACUCACCCCUCCCUCCGCAGAGGUUCAAACUGCCUGAGAAAGAGGAGGAGAUGAUAGUGGAGGAGGUGAAGCCAGACGUUAUGCAGGUAGAUGUGGAAGAAGAUGACAGCAAGCCCAUGGAGGUCACAGCUUCAGGGGGCAAGAGUCAAAGACAAGACCUGGCAGAAGCUGACACCAAAAGUGGUGAAGAGGGGACCAAGGAAGAAUCCUCGAGGAACCAGGAAACAACAGCCCUGGUAGAUGAAACACCAGCUACCUCCGCCCAGCCGGCUUCUCAACAAGAGUCCAUGGAUACAAAUGGUGAAACAUCAACAGCUGUGUCAUCAUAAAUGUACAGAAGAUCAUAUGUAUAUGGGCGUAAACUAACAAGUAAACUUAAAAGAACCCAAGUACUAUAUUAUUUUAUUAUCACAUAAAGACCAUACACCUGUGUUGAAAAUAUUAUGUUCAUGAAAAUAUUGUGUACAUGAAAAUAUUGUGUUCAUGAAAAUGUUGUGUUCAUGAAAAUAUUGUGUUCAUGAAAAUAUUGUGUUCAAUGACAAUACAUUUUGUAUUUACAAAU